This is a messenger RNA of Laccaria bicolor S238N-H82, 2421 nucleotides long. RefSeq lists its product as uncharacterized. Bases 1 to 2421 code for a protein of 806 amino acids. Lineage: Eukaryota; Fungi; Basidiomycota; Agaricomycetes; Agaricales; Hydnangiaceae. The record is from RefSeq and is a predicted model, not a curated record. The transcript has 15 exons.
AUGCGCUCCUUCGCCAAACCGCAUCGUGAGGUUGUAGCCAUAACGAAUGCAAUGGGUCCAUCGGGGAUGUCUUUAUCCCAAAAACUAGCCCAGAAAGACGAACAGAUCGCCUCCUUGGAAUCCCGGAUCCAAGCACACACCCUACGAACAACACACAUCCACACGCGCCUCCUCUCAACCCUCGACACCCUCGACGCCAUUCAGCUCACGCACGCACAAGAGAUGAGCGCCGUUGUGAAGGGGAAGAAGAGGGCUGAGGAGGCGUUGAAGAGGUAUGUUGGAGUGGUGAGGAGUGCGGAGGUCGAGAGGGAUGAUAUGAGGGAUGCGUGCAAGUUUCGAAUGAUUAUAGCUCGUCCUUUCUACUCGCCGUUCUAUCCCCCUCACCCGUCCCUCCCUUUAGACUUCUCCCUUCCCCUCCAUCCACUCCGUCCUAACAACAUAAACGAAGAAGAAGCAGAACUGUUAAACUACGCAUCCCAAAUCAUCCAAUCCCUCCGACACGGACGCGAUGCGGAACGCAAGGCGCAUGAAAGGACACGUGAGAUGUGUGAGGCACGGAUGUGUGCUUUGGAAGCGAAGCUGUGUCGGAGGGAGGCGGAGCUGGAGUCUGAAGCCCCACUUGAGAUGACGGACGAUGAGGCCAUUCAGAUGUUGGAAAUGACAGCUACAAGGAAUAGAGAGUUGGAGGUUGAGAUUAGGGAUUUGUUCAGGAGACUCAACGAAGCUCGUUCAUCCGCAUCGCCUCCGCCCCGUUUCCCACUGUCACAGGCGAAGCAGUCAUCCGAGAAGACAACGCGACAUCCGCCGUUGGAUGAUACCAUAUUACCUGCUGAUGGAAGGCCGAGUCGUCCAGGUUCAAGGGGGAAUCGCACCACAGUGCCUACUGGGGAUGAAACGAUCCGCCCCACUUCACCAGGGCAACUGACCAUUCGCCCUACCUCACCUGGCGAUAUCACGAUUCGUCCUCAGACUGGCGAGGGGACCAGUCGUCCACCGCCACCUGACGACGCCAUUUUACCUGAUGAGAUAGCGGUGAUCUCAACGGCGGUUGAAGCUCUCAGCAACCCACGCCCUACGCCAACUGAUCACGAAGUCAUUGACAACCAACGUCCGACGACGGCGGAUGAACGCGCUCCCCCCGAGAACAAUCACUUACAACACCUGAGGGAAACUCAACCCAUUCCCAGCCCCCGCCUCUCCUCAAAGGGGAAUAAAACUCACCUUGCGCUGAUAACGGAAGACCUCGACCGACAAAUCGAGUUGCUUGGAGAGACGGUGGAGGUGUUUAGAAGGGAGAGGGAUGAGUUGUGGAGGGUCGUGGAGGGUGAGAAGAGGAAGAAGAAGGAGGAGCAAGGGGGGGAGGAGGAGGAGGAGGCUGUGUGGUGUAUUGAUGCGUGGGCUGCGUGGGUGGGGUGGAUGGGCUUCAGAACUGGGAUUUGUGGGGGUGAUGUGUGGUCCACGUGGAUCGAGGUGGUUGGGUCCUAUGCGACGUGGGGUGGUGGGUGGGAUACGUGGAAAGAGUCUGCGGAGCUUCCGACCGAACGGAGAGAGGAAGCAGGACCUUCAAACGCUUCUGAUAGGAUAGCGGCGCUUGAGAAAGAGUGUACCCGAUUACGAAGAUCAGAGGCAACUCUUCGUCCAGAGGUGGCUUUAGCCAACGUGAAAGUAUCAGAAGAAGAACCGAGAGGGUCUACUACGCGUACAAUAGAUCGAUUAGCAGCUCUUGAGGAGCAAUGCUCACGGCUAAGACAAUCGGAGGAGACGCUGCGUUCCGAGAUGGCCGCAACCAAAGCUCGCGAGAACGAGCUGUUGGAUGAGAUAUAUGCGUUAAGAAGACAACUCUCAGAGGCGGCGUUUUCAGAAGAAUCGCUCCGACCCCCAUCUCGUACAUCCCCACCGCGUCCUCAACGCGACCAACAGAAUCCUUCACUGCUGAACCACCCCCACCUACUAGAGCCAGACGAAGGCGAGGUGUCCAUGGAGCUCGCUACGCCUUUGAUCCCGACCAGCGCGAUAGCUGCUUUACCAAGGUCGAGGUCCCACUCGCGGUCUCCGGGUAUCAUGGGAUACAAUGAUGACGACGACGUCCGCUCGCGCUCUCCUCGUGUUACCGACAACGCGAACUUUGAAUUCGACGAUCCGCCAUCGUUCCCGCCACCUCUGUCGCCUCCAAUUGGUUAUCUGAUGCAAAGGGAAGGAGGGGACUCUCCGUUGACUUCUGGACAUUCGUCGACUUUUCCCAAUAUGAGUUUAUCUGUGUUUCCUAUGCCCCCAAAUCCGUCGUCUGCAACUGCGUUGCCGCCUUUUUCGUCUGCGGUCCCUUUACCGCUUUCAUUGUCGCGCAAUACUUCGCGAGGUCGGGAGCCCGCAAGUAGGCAAGAGGAGAUCGGGGAGAGGGGAGAAGAUAUGGUAUAUCGAUGA